AUGCGACCUGCAAUAUCCGAAGAACAAUUAUUGGGCACGACAGUAUGCGAAAACGGCGGACAUGCAGUCAGAUGCUUGGAAAAUGCUUGCUCAACAUGUGAUGACAGCGAAGAUGGAUAUGCUCUUGCUCGAGCACGCCUAGAGCUGCUCAUGGAACUUGUACCAGACGAUGCAGAUGUUACCUAUGCCCAGCUAUGUGAAAUCGAAAAAGUCGACGCCAACAAUAACAGAUACAAGCGAGAGCAAAUUCUCAUGCAAUGUGCACCAAAGGUGGAGUUCCUUGAUUUGCUGACCGACUACCUUCUGAGAGGAUGCAUGUCUUCUGGUGCCCAAAAGAAACUGCUGAACCACUACAAACUCAACGAAGAGUACAACUUCAGCAGGAGUCUUCUAGACAUCUGCACCUACGAUAACGAUGCCCUAAUGAUCACGACGGAUUACGCGAUGGGUGUCAGUGCCAGAGAAAUACAGGAAACGCAAACUAUGCAUUUCCGGAAGGAUGUGUUCCCGCUACUCUCGGAUAUUAGCUAUGGAAAGUGCCCAGACGGAAAGCCUCGGAAGAUCUACACACAUCUCCUUGCAGAAGUCAGAACUCCGAAGGAUCCACAGUUCUCCCUUGCCGGAAUCAGAAUGUCCUUGGAGAAAGCGUAUCAGUUGUAUGGCCCCAAGAAGAACCUCUUUGUACAAAGUGACGGGGCGGAAAGCCAGUUUUGGAGUGCCGAAAUGUAUUACACCCUUCCCAAGUUCUUCAACAGCCUCGAUGAACGGUUCAACUUCCAGACAAUCAUCUGGUACAAGACAGUGUCAGGGCACGGAAAAGGUGAAAUCGACUCGAGUCAUGGCUGCGUGAAGAGAGAUCUCACCAACCUCUACAACAAUCUUGGCCGUAACGACCUGAAUGGGGAUGGUCUUGACGUUAUUGGUUUGGUUGACAGCGCUGCUGGACUCGUCGACUACUUGAACAAGGAUAUGAAAUGCCAUUUUGGCGACCUUCAUAGUGAUAAAGAUGAUAGCCGAGGAUACUUUCUGAGUGGAAGGUAUAUUUCCGAGUUCCAGCGUGACCCAGACCUUCAAAUUGCCGGAAAAACUGUCAACGGCAGUCGAUCGGAAUGGUUUCAUAUUAUUCAUUCAUCAAAAUAUCCAUAA
Messenger RNA from Oikopleura dioica, 1146 nucleotides. Lineage: Eukaryota; Metazoa; Chordata; Appendicularia; Copelata; Oikopleuridae. The record is from the annotation of a GenBank genome assembly.